This is a messenger RNA of Parathielavia appendiculata, 372 nucleotides long. RefSeq names its product vacuolar ATP synthase. Bases 1 to 372 code for a protein of 123 amino acids. The record is from RefSeq and is a predicted model, not a curated record. Lineage: Eukaryota; Fungi; Ascomycota; Sordariomycetes; Sordariales; Chaetomiaceae. Gene Ontology annotation, molecular function: proton-transporting ATPase activity, rotational mechanism. Gene Ontology annotation, cellular component: proton-transporting V-type ATPase, V1 domain; fungal-type vacuole membrane. The transcript is spliced from 4 exons. Gene Ontology annotation, biological process: proton transmembrane transport.
AUGUCGUCGCAAACCGACUUCCGCGACAGGCAGUUCCUGGCAGUGAUUGGAGACGAGGACUCUGUUACGGGGUUGCUUCUAGCUGGCAUUGGCCAUGUCACAGCGCCGCCAGACAACCAGAAAAACUUCUUGGUGGUAGACAGCAAGACGGACACAUCCGCUAUUGAAGCCGCAUUCGACAGGUUCACGACGGAGAGGAAGGACAUUGGGAUAGUCCUGAUUAACCAGCACAUUGCCGACAGGAUACGCCACCGGAUUGAUACCUACACCCAAGCAUUCCCGACCGUGCUCGAGAUCCCGAGCAAAGACCAUCCCUACGACCCGGAGAAGGACAGCGUCUUGCGGAGAGUCCGGAGGCUGUUUGGUGAAUAG